GACUCGGACUCGGACUCAGACUCAGACUCAGACUCAAGCUCGAGCUAAGACUCGAUCUUGGUUUGAGAUUCUGGCAGAGAAGACUAGUGGUGGCGACAACUUACUUAAGCUAUCGAAGACGCUCCUAGUCACAAAUUUCAGUGCAGCCAUAGCUAUGGUGAUUUUCAGAUCAGAGGGAUCGCCGUUGCAGUUUGCUUUGAAUUCAAAGCCACCACAUGCAAAAUCAUUUGGUAUUCUUGUUGCUUGUAUUGCAAUUGGCUUCACUUGUAAUAUGAAUGUGAUCUUAUUGCAAAACGAAUCGCCAAUCGCUGCAAGCUUAGGGGGGUAUGCUGGCGCGUUGUCGUCCGUCAUUGGGUUCUUGACCAUGAUACAAAUGAUUCUACCUCAUACCCUGUUGUGGAUUGUUUGGCCUGCUGGUGUUUCUAUUGUCCUAUCGUUUCUCUAUCUCCUUACAAAGAACAGGGUUGAUACAGAAGAUGAGAACGUUAUGUUCUAUUGGGGGGGAGAGAGUGUGUCUGAUCACGAAGGUGCGUCUUACAAGGGCAAUGUGAAGGAGUUCUGUAACGUGAAAAAGGGGACAACAUUGCUCGAGUUGGAGGCGAUGAUCAAGCCCAAGGUGGCCCCGAAUGGAGAAAACGUGCAACUGAAGUUCAAAGGUAGGAUCCCAUAUCGGCAGUCCCCCGAAGUGAAGUAUGAGUUGGUACCAAUCGACAACGAUAAGACUUUGAAUUUGGUCUUGAAUGAACCGAAAAGAUCAUCGUCAAAAUAUCUAUUGCAAUUUUAUGUGUACUGUAAGGAGUGAACUCAAGAAUAUUUUCCAACCAUACAAAUUAUUUGUAUAGAUAAAUCCACACAUGUUAAAUACAAUAUGAGACUUUGCCUAAAAAGAUACAUAUAACACAUGAGUGGAUUUAUCUUUACAAAUAAUUUAUAUUAAUUGUUUGUUUUUUCUUCUAUUGGUUGGAACAAAAUGCAAAAACUUCAAAUAUUCACUAAUAUUAUUUUUGUUCUACUUC
Molecule: messenger RNA, 1016 nt
Organism: Camellia sinensis
Lineage: Eukaryota; Viridiplantae; Streptophyta; Magnoliopsida; Ericales; Theaceae
Source: RefSeq, a predicted model, not a curated record